AGGUCGACAGAGGACCUUUUGAGGGAUGAGCCGAUAUAAUGACAUCAAACAAAGGUAGACCGUAACACGCCAACAUGGAUAUAGAUCAUGUGGUAUUGGACAAAGAAGCAAUCAGCCGAUUCGAACAGUACACAUUGGCUAAACCCUCGCUAAAUGGAGGGAUCCCUUUGGACCGAUGCCAAGAUGGCGACUCAAUGGCAUCUAAUAGCAGAAAAAGAGCACAAACAUCCCGCCAAAAAGUUGUUUGUUGCUUUUGUCUAAAAACUACCAAGUACAGAAGAAAACAAUUCAUUAUAGGGUCCCUAACUAACGUUGUAAUAUUCAUCGUACUUUUAGCGUACACGUUUUUGGGAUCAUUCAUUUUCUUAGCCAUAGAAGGCGGUGCUGAAGUACCAGCCAGGCCUCGAAUACUGCCAGACAGACAGAAACUUAGUCAUAAAGAUCAGAAUAGUACGCACAAAAAGUCGGAAGAGGAGUAUGAUUAUGGGAACCUAACAUUGUCAGCAAAUUACUUUUGGGACGCUAGAAGCAGAGCGGUGGAAAAUAUUUGGGAGAUUACAGUGUCUCUGAAUAUUUUGUAUAGAGAGAAUUGGACGCGGUUGGCUGCACAGGAGAUUUUGAAGUUUCAAAACGAGCUCGUGCAAAGGGUUACUACAGAAAUGGCGUCACAAUAUGGCGUCAGCUACCGGGAGAUGGCGCUUGGUGAAUUUGGGAGUGACCUCUCGAACCAUUAUGAAGAACAUGAAUGGAAUUUGGCGCUGGCGUUUUUCUACUCGCUCACCGUUUUAACAACCAUAGGUUACGGCAACAUCGCACCAAGAACCAUCCUGGGUAAAGGCGUUACCAUAAUCUACGCCCUGAUCGGUAUACCGCUGACCCUGGUGUACCUCUCCAGCGUGGGUUCUCUCCUCUCCAAGAUGGCUAGGAGUGUCUUCAGCAGAGCCCUAUGCUGCUGCCUCUGUUCAAACUGUGGCUACUGCUGCUACGACGAACGAAGAAUGGCAGAAAAGGAACGAAGAAUGAAACUCAAAAGACAGCAAGAAGAAAUGCUUAACAGCCAAAACACUAGCAAAACUCCCACGGAAGAAUGCUAUGUGUUAAAACCUGAUAGUCAAAAAGACUUGUCUCUUUCUGAAAGACCAACUACUAGUACGGCUAAGGAUGACAUCAUAAGUUGGCCUGAUACUGAUUCUAAACUGUCUAUGCAUGGUCUAAGCAUACUAGCACCAGUACUCUUAUGCUUAGCAGCAAUAUUUAUAUACAUAGUUAUAGGAGCAGUAGUACUAUUUAACAUAGAUAAUUUGGGUAUCAUAGAUGGAUUCUAUUUCUGUUUUAUGGCAUUAAGCACUAUUGGGUUUGGUAAUAUCGUUCCUGGUAUGACGUACACAACAAUAAAUGGUGUUAGGUACUAUACUAUCAAAUCUACUACCCUAUGGUUCUGUUCUGCUUAUACCUUAACUGGUUUAGCGUUAACAGCCAUGUGUUUUGGCGUCAUACAUGACGAAAUUAUCUAUAGGAUAAAGCAUCAGCAGAAACAGUGGUCCCAAAAGGGCAACACAGUUAAUGAUGGAGUCAAUAUCAAUGAUCCCUUUUACAUGAAUUCCUGACAAAUGUAUAGUAAGAGUAAGUCAGAGAAUCUGUACAGCAUUAUGGAAGAUAGUUCUUUAGAGCGUAACAGAAUCGAAAUUGACAAUAGAGAAGUAGUUCUUAGUGUAGAUGAUAUAUCAGUGGCCGUGGAUCCCAAUGCUGAGUUUCCACCUCCACCGCCAGAAGAAGAAAUCGUUGCUAUAGUAACCAAGAAAGAGCCUAAAGGUUUUGGCAGCAUGGUAGCAUACAAUGCGUUGCCAGAAAUGUUGGAACACGUUAACACAUAAUCUAAAAGACUUGAAGUUUUUGAUUAAUUUUAUUUUCUAUUUUAUUUUCUGGCUGUGAAUUUUUAAUUGACACAAGUUUUGGAAUAUCAUAACGGUAUUUGUCGAAUUUAUUUUUAUCAAGUGUAAUUAUGUAAAUAGUGUUGUAAAUACUGUAAUUAUUGUAAUUAGUGAUAGAACUGAUGUGUGACAUCUUUUAUCGGAUCUAUUUGUCAACUGUUAAUAUCAAGGUAACUGUAAUGAUUUUCAUGUGAAUAGUUUCUUUGUAAAAAAAAUAUGAGUUGAAUAAAAAAAAACUGAAAAUUAA
Helicoverpa zea (corn earworm) is the source of this 2178-nucleotide messenger RNA. RefSeq names its product uncoordinated protein 58-like. Gene Ontology annotation, cellular component: membrane. NCBI's taxonomy places the organism in Eukaryota, Metazoa, Arthropoda, Insecta, Lepidoptera, Noctuidae. Gene Ontology annotation, molecular function: potassium ion leak channel activity. The transcript has 3 exons. Gene Ontology annotation, biological process: stabilization of membrane potential; potassium ion transmembrane transport. The record is from RefSeq and is a predicted model, not a curated record. The coding region runs from base 75 to 1607 and encodes 510 amino acids.